GAUUUGUAAACUUACAAAAGUUUUACAGAAUAUUUCCGAUACCAGUUCCUUUACCUGAAAGCCGGAACUUAACAAGCAAGUAAAAUUUCCGAACUGACGUAGUCGGGGAAUUCCCUAGAAAGCAGUGUCGGGGAGGAAACUGCCAAGGGGAACCCCCCCAGACUAUAUAAGCCUCCGACUGUCGAAAAUCCGUAUACAAGUUUCUGGAAGGCUGCACUAAGAGUUCUCAAGCAAUUCGAUAUACUAGAAACCAUGGCUGUUUUUCAACUUAAGCUUACCGUGAUGUUAGCUUUGUUCUUGGUUGGUGUUAGUGAAGGUCGGAAAAUAGCUGAAAGUUGCAGAAUGAGGAAUUCCGCAUGUUAUGAUGAAAAUCGGAGCCCGUUUUUAUGUGGGUCGCAAGGUUAUGCUUGCUGUUUUGGAACAAAUGGUGCAACUCAUGUCGCUGACACGAAUGAAGGCGAAGAGUGUUGUAACGGAGCAACAACUCCAGUCUAUUCCGAGAAGAGUCAAUUUUGUUUGGGUAAUAAAGUUUAUAACAAGGCUGACAGUUUACGAAAGUACAAUGAACGCGUGGGCUCGUCACAAGGUGUUAAAGAAUGUAACGACCUGGGCGACACCAACUGCUGCUUUGGUAUUGUUUUGAGCCAGUUACAGCUGUGUGAUACUGUUUCACAACGGCCCUUGGAAAAGCGAAGCCCAUCUCACGACGGUGUAUGUAACGGAACGACUUUUACGACUUCUGAAUUCGAGUGUAGGAACAAACGACUAAUCCCCAAAAGAACCGCAUGUAGACGAGAUACACAGGUACAAUACUGCUGCAGCGGAAUACUUGUGAAUAGAAACGGUCAAAGCAAACGAGAAGCAUGUUGUAUAAAUGGUCAAUGCGGCAAUUCAGUAUCACGUCGUCGCUCUGCAAGGGUCACACCCAUGUUAUACGUGUUCAAGGUCAAAAAUUCGGUGAAACAUCGCAACCGUUGCCAGCAUUCGGGAAUUAUAAAACUGCUUUACCCAGCGCCGUCGUCGAGCGAGGUACAGCAGUUCACAUUUUCAGCCAAGGUGAUAGAACAGGAGAGACGAUGCAGCGAAUUAGACAACGGUGUCUACAUUAUAACAUCGGAACAAAAACUGAUCGCCGAAAGGAAUACGCACUUGGUGAAACUAAGAAAAAUGAAAACCUAUUCGAUCAAAAAAGUAUCACAAGGUCUUGAAAGAUACUACAAUAGACAAAUUCGACUUGCCCGUUCUGAAAUAAACACUUUAUAACCCUGCCGCGUAUGCUUGCUUAUAUUUAUUCAGCUGCUUCAAUUUUUUACCACUCGCCACAGACUGUGCUGUAUUCAUAUUCAAUCGUAUUGUACCAUUAAAGGUUUUGCUUCGUUUUUUUUGCUAAUGUGUUUUGUACCUGACUAUAAUUUGUAAUAGUAUAUUUUUGCUAACACUGUCUAUUCGUGCUCACUACCAUGCACUGUUUUGUACGGGCUUUUUUAUACCUCUUUUCCAAAUAAAACGAUGCCAUUUCAUAA
Molecule: messenger RNA, 1523 nt
Organism: Ciona intestinalis (vase tunicate)
Lineage: Eukaryota; Metazoa; Chordata; Ascidiacea; Phlebobranchia; Cionidae
Source: RefSeq, a predicted model, not a curated record